Capsaspora owczarzaki ATCC 30864 is the source of this 2457-nucleotide messenger RNA. RefSeq lists its product as hypothetical. NCBI's taxonomy places the organism in Eukaryota, Filasterea, Ministeriida, Capsasporidae. The record is from RefSeq and is a predicted model, not a curated record. The transcript has a single exon.
UUGUUGCUCGCGCAAUUCAAGCAGCUGAGCCCCGGUCGUCGGCAGAUAUUAGUCCAGCAGUCCCUGCUUGAACAACAAAAAGAAACCCCGACGACGAGGUCCGCCGACCUGGUGUCGGCACUGAAUAAUGUCGUUCUCGCCAUCCGGCUUCGCGCACAAGCACCCCAACCUGCCAACCGCCCCGCAAUACCGUACGGUUUGCGAUCCGACAAAGCUGGCAUCUCCACAUUCCAGCUUGGUGAUCUCGGGCAGAACACCGUUCAGGAGCUUGCCGAUCUCUGUCGCACACCUGCUGUCACCAACCCACAAGCAGGCGCGCCAUUCGUCACCAUCGUGCAGGCGAGCGGAGCUGGCAAGACGCACUCACUGUUCAGUCUGCGUAAGCACUGCUACGUCGUGCUUUUGCGUGUCAGCGACCAGCCUCAAUCCAAGACACCUCCAACAAUGCAACUCCAGGUGGAACUGGAAGACAUUGCGAAGAAGAUGAAACGGAUCACUGUCGAGACUAUGCCGAACACGUCGCCUAGCAGUUGGACAGAAGCCGACGCCGCUCUGGUCAAGGACGCUCUUCGAAAGCACUCCAAGGAGGCGCUUUCGGUCGUUCGCAUCUACAUUGGCGCGUAUCUCGAGUGGCUGGUUCAGGUUGAUAAGUUUGUGCGCACCGACACCACGCACGUGCCACCUCUACCCGCGAUCGACUCUGUUUCGCAGCGUGAGCUGUGGCUGAGUGUGCUGGAGAACGGACUUGGCUCGAUCGGUGUCAAGCUCAUCUUCUUGGCGCGCUUGGCGAGUCUGCGAGCUGACAGUAUGGUUGACGCGAAAACGUACCUGACCGAGCAGCUCGCCGAGUUGAGCGCCCGACGCCUCGAUCCGACGAUUCCUCUCGUGCUUGGCAUCGAUGAGGCCGGCCUUUUAAUCAACGUUGCACCAGGUAUUCUCGCUCACUGGAGUGAUUGGACUCGUGGCGAGGUUCUCGGCCAAGUGCUCGAGCUGCAUGACCAGUGUCGCUCGCCGCACACUGGCAAGACCUGUGCACUCUAUGCGCUACAAGUUGCACUUCAUCGCCUUGGCAAAUUGCCCUGCGUGCUGGUCGACACCAACUCGACCAUCAUCAAUGUCCUCAAAAUGAGUGGUAGCAACUCGCCGUUCAACCACAACAUCAAGGAACACAGGGGCGCACAACACAUUGUCACCGUUGACGAUAUAUGCGGUGUUCUCCAGCACUACUUUGGCAACGACUUCGCCAUAAGCGAGCUUCUGCGCGAGCGACUGGAGCGGCUGUGCGGGCGUCCGCACGCGUUCUUCUCGGAUUUUUUGCCAAGGUUGCUCUCCGAUUCUCUCUCACCGAACAUCGACCUCGCCGACUGUGCGAUUAAGGCUGCAACGUCGGCAGCGAACAACGCUUACAGCAAACUGCUGGGGCUUCUUCGUGAUUGCACCAUCCCGGCCUUCCGCCACUUGGUCUUUGCUUUUCUGACGCGAGGACCGAAGGUGUUCAUCGCGCUGGAACUCGAAGUCCAGCUUCGAGAUGCCAGCCUCCUCUUUCUCUCGUGUGGGUCGGAUCGCCUGUUCGACUUGGCCCAAGAACCGGCCUUCCAUGACGCACUUCUGGCUCAUUCCCGCUCCUCGGAAGUCUGCACUUUCAUGAAAGAAGAUAUUACCAACUGGUCACUCACUUUGAGCGGGUCUGCCCGCGGUGAAAUCGAAGAGAUCGACAUGGCUUGGUUUCUCGCGCAAGGUUGUCUGAACCAGCGUCUCAAGGAUGUACUGCCCGUGCCAGCUUCGUUCGUUUGGCCGCCUGCGCUCAACAACCUCAUCACGACCGCAACACAGUGCAUGAACGUCAGCACGCGAUGCCCGCACGACAUGCACUCCCGGCACCCCGAGUUUGUCAUUUGGGGCGGCGAUAUGCAGGCCCGUGCAGACUGUUUGGUGCCCGUCAGUCUGGAUGGGCGAAUUGGCAGUUUGGUUGUGCAGUGCAAGAGCGGCCAGACAAACCUUGUCGAUGCUCUGACCUCGACUUCGCCAGGGUUUCAAUACAUGUCGGCUCAUCCACAAGCACUCGAGAUCUUGCUGAACGGCGGGACGUUGGACGUUACCUCCCACUCAAAAUUUCUCCAUGGAUCCCAGCAAGAUGCUCUCAAAACCAAGCGAGCCAUUUUCCGCAGCCAGUACGAAUCACGUGUUUCUAAGUGCAACCCAGCUCCGCUCUGGAUUCGUGUCCUGAGGGCUUGGGACUUUCCGGACGUGUUUGUCGAGGCAGUCAAUUCGUACAACUCGAACUUGCUUGAAACCGAGCGGACUCAGAUUUUGCUAUGGCAGCCUUCCAAGCAGACUUCUUCCCAGCCGACCCCCAAGCGUUCUUCGUCCAGUUCUAAGAAAGACCAACGGUGGGUCUCGACGAGAGACGCUUGGGCGCUUCAGUUUGCAUCGCCAGCCCGCAUCCAGCUUUCGUGA